AUCUCAUUCUGUGAGGAACAUACGUUUCGCUACUUUUCCUUUUCUUUCUGCUUUCAAACCAAAGCAGAAAAUGAAAAAAGCAAGAAUUGACGGAAAUUUUCAACAAACCCUGGAACAGGCACAGAGUGACAAAUCAAACAGAAAAUGAGAGAAUACUAAUGCAGUAAUGCUAUUGUUUUGAUGGCAAACCCUAGGAGAAGUUCCUACUCCAACAAUCCAUCAUCCGAGAGAAGCUCCUACUCCAACAAUCCAUCAUCCGAAAACCCAUUACAGACUCACUUUCUCUCUCUUUCCUCUCUCAUCUACUUCUUGAAAAGGCCACAUGCCUUCCCCUUCCUUCUUUCUGUAUUUAUUCUAUUGACAUGGGUGUUUCUCAGACUGCAACACCUCCAGUAUUUCUCCUUUCAUCAACAGGACCAGUAUCAAGAGAACCAGAAAUGGAGAAGAGAGGAUGACGGGAAAGCAAACCUGGUGAGGUUUAGCUCUGGCUUCCCUUCUCCGAUCUCCAGAGAUAGAAGGGGAUGGUUGCUCAACCCUGUGACUGCUGCUAAUGAAGCUGGAAUUUCAGGGGGAGCAAUAACCUGCGCUUCAGUGCAUGUGGGUGAAAUCCGGCCUGGUGGCGUUAGGGGAAAUCACAGACACCAUUCCUGCAAUGAGACAUUUAUUAUUUGGGGAGCUAAAACAAAAUUUCGGUUGGAAAACAAUGAUAUAGUGGGUAAAGGCUAUGCAGAAGUCACAAUCAGUGCGAAAGAGCUAGCCAUAGCUGCUAGCCCAAGUGGAACUGCUCAUGCUUUAGUAAAUGUGGAUCCAGUACGGACAACAUUCUUUUUGGGGUGCCAAGACAGUAUAUUAACUUAUAAUAGCUCUACCACAGAUUUUAAUGUCUGGAACGAUCUUUAAAGUUUACUUUGUAAUUUAAGCAUUCUGUACACCUGAUUGAGUGUUCUGAAUCUCUACAGAAUCAAUUUUCAGUUCAAAAAUAAUCCAUGGUUCUUGCACCAUAAAA
This is a messenger RNA of Nelumbo nucifera (sacred lotus), 1006 nucleotides long. RefSeq names its product RmlC-type cupin. Gene Ontology annotation, cellular component: trans-Golgi network; endosome. The record is from RefSeq and is a predicted model, not a curated record. Lineage: Eukaryota; Viridiplantae; Streptophyta; Magnoliopsida; Proteales; Nelumbonaceae.